GGGACUCGCGUUCUGAAAAUCUACCCCCUUGGCUUCAUGGAACCCAUGAACCAUGCCAUCUCCCGGCUACUAUCCUUCUUCCAACCUCGCGACACCGGCCUGACCACUUCUCGGACCAUCUGGAUUGCCAUUGGAGCUUCACUUCUUCCUGUCGUGCUCGCGCCCUAUCAGCCUUUCGCUUCAUCACCGACACUCACCGUACUCGCUGAACUGCACCCCUUCCGCCUCUUUCGCAUGAUGGAGUGGCUCGGCAGGGCGAAGAUCAAAUACACUCACGCUACCGCACCUUUACCUCUACGAGAGAAGAAUGGCGCGCAGACGGACUUGUUGAAGAUCUGUGAGAGCAGUGUGCCACCCUGUCAACUCAACCCUCUCCUAUUCAACGGCCACAUGCAAACUUUCUACACCUCGGUCAAGCAGGCCGGUCCUUCCGUGUACUACAAGCGAAAGGUUUUUGAGGCCGAUCAGCAGACCUACCAUGGCACCUUCGCCGUAGACUUCGCCGUUGAUGCCUUUGAGGAGACGGAUGACUCGCUUCCGGAGCGGACCGUUCAUUUCACGGCCGAUGAGUUCGAAAACCUUGGCUCCAAUGAUACCAAGCCCCAGUUGAUCGUCCUUCACGGCCUUUCCGGCGGCUCUCAUGAAAUCUAUCUGAGGCACGCCAUCGCACCUCUGCUUGAAGAGGGCAAGUGGGAUGUGUGUGUCAUCAAUUCGCGGGGUUGCGCGCAGAGCAAGUUCACCAGCGGUGUUCUGUACAAUGCUCGCGCAACCUGGGACAUUCGACAGUACUGCGGUGAGGAGGGCCCGAACUGCCAGCUUCGCGCCGCUGUUGUGUGCUCUAAUCCCUUCAACCUCGAGCUUGCCAACAAGUCUCUGCAGCGAACUCUACUGGGCAAAGAGGUCUAUCAGCGGGUGAUGGGCACAAACAUGAGAAAUCUCAUUGUAGGGCACAAAGACUCGCUCAGCAAGUUUACUGACCUCGACUACGAACGAAUCGAAAAGGCCACUUACAUCUACGAGUUCGAUCGAGAAGUGCAGUGUGCCUCUUGGGGGUAUCCUACCGAGGACGCAUACUAUCGCGAUGCAUCAUCGUGCGAUGCAGUGGUCGCCAUCAAGAUUCCCUUCCUUGCGGUACACGCAACGGAUGACCCAGUGGUUAACUUCUUGAACCGCAUGGCCUUCGAUAUUGACCCCGAGAGUAUCAACCAUGAGCUUGCUUCUGGCAGUGAGGUGAAGCAGCCUCGGUACCUGCCCAUGGUGCGCAAGAUGGAGAUUUGUAACUUCCAGAAGGCCUGA
This is a messenger RNA of Verticillium alfalfae VaMs.102, 1296 nucleotides long. RefSeq names its product medium-chain fatty acid ethyl ester synthase/esterase. The record is from RefSeq and is a predicted model, not a curated record. The coding region runs from base 46 to 1296 and encodes 416 amino acids. Gene Ontology annotation, biological process: medium-chain fatty acid biosynthetic process; medium-chain fatty acid catabolic process. The transcript is spliced from 5 exons. NCBI's taxonomy places the organism in Eukaryota, Fungi, Ascomycota, Sordariomycetes, Glomerellales, Plectosphaerellaceae. Gene Ontology annotation, molecular function: acetylesterase activity; monoacylglycerol lipase activity.